This is a messenger RNA of Dracunculus medinensis (Guinea worm), 1644 nucleotides long. Lineage: Eukaryota; Metazoa; Nematoda; Chromadorea; Rhabditida; Dracunculidae. The record is from the annotation of a GenBank genome assembly.
ACUAUGGUAAAUGUUCAGAAAAAAAUUCUGAAACGGAAAUUAAACAAAUUAAAAGAUUCGAAUUCAACGAAAAAGAAGAAAAAUUUGUUUUUUGAGGAGGAGAAAAAUGAAGAAAGCGAACAAACUUUUUCAAAACUUGGAAGUGGCGAUAAAAUAGAGAAAAAUGUUGAUGAAGGAGAAAAAAUUGGCGAAAAGCUGGAUGCUUCUACUUAUUUGUCAAAAACGAGGUUCGACUCCUUAAGUGGCUGUCUUUCUGCAGCAACUCUUUCUGCUGUUAAAGAAAUGGGUUUCACUUAUAUGACAGAAAUACAAGCCAAAUGUAUUUCACCGUUACUCGAAGGUCGUGAUGUUUUGGCAUCUGCGAAAACUGGUAGUGGUAAAACGCUUGGAUUUUUAAUUCCCGCAGUUGAAUUGCUCGUUCGGCUCGGCUGGAAGACUUGGAAUGGCACCGGUGCUAUUGUUAUAUCUCCGACGAGAGAACUGGCUUUACAAAUUUAUGGUGUAUUAACUGAAAUUCUCGGGAAACAUCCAGCUUUAACACACGGACUCGUAAUGGGAGGAGCUAAUAGACAAGCUGAGGUUAAAAAAUUGUGUAAUUAUAUCAAUUUCCUUGUUGCAACUCCUGGUCGUUUAUUGGAUCAUCUUCAGAAUACGGAGGGUUUUAUGGUGAAAAACCUGAAAUGUUUGAUUAUCGAUGAAGCUGAUAGGAUAUUAGAUAUUGGUUUUGAACAAGAAAUGCACCAUAUUCUUCGUUUGCUGCCGAAAAGGCGACAAACACUGCUUUUUUCGGCCACUAAUUCUGCUAAAGUCGAGGGUUUGAUUAAAAGUGCUUUGAAUUCCGACCCAAAUGCUUCUGCAACAGUUUCUGGCUUGCAGCAGGGAUAUGUUGUUUGUCCUUCUGAUAAAAGAUUUUUAUUGCUAUUUACUUUCUUGAGGAAGAAUCGAAAUAAGAAAAUAAUGGUCUUUUUUUCUUCUUGCAAUUCAGUAAAAUACCAUCACGAAUUAUUAAAUUAUAUCGAUGUUCCUGUGCAGUGUAUUCAUGGCAAACAAAAACAGCAAAAACGUACAUGCACCUUUUUUUCGUUUUGUCAAGCAAAAAUUGGCAUACUAUUAUGUACUGAUGUUGCAGCACGUGGCCUAGAUAUACCAGCAGUUGAUUGGAUUGUUCAGUAUGAUCCACCUGAUGAACCGCGCGAAUACAUCCACAGGGUAGGUCGAACUGCUCGUGGUGAAGCUGGGACUGGCCAUGCUUUAUUGAUUCUUCGACCUGAGGAACUUGGUUUCUUGCGUUAUUUAAAACAAGCGAAAGUCGCUCUUAAUGAAUUUGAGUUUUCCUGGGCUAAAAUUGCCAAUAUUCAGCUCCAGUUAGAAAAGCUAAUUGAACAGAAUUAUUUUCUUAAUAAAUCUGCAAAGGAAGCCUAUAAAUGUUAUAUUCGCGCAUACGAUUCUCACUCACUGAAAACAAUUUUCGACGUUAAUACAUUAGAUUUGAUUGCGGUUGCCAAGUCAUUUGGAUUCACAGUACCUCCAUUUGUUAGUUUGCCCUUUAGUGGCAAACCGAAGGUUACCUUCCGGUCAAAAUUGAGUGGAGCAGGAUACCGCCGUAAGAUGAAGGCUUUUUGUCAAAUUAAAAAGAGGAUAUAA